AUGUCUCAGGGUCAACAUGAGGUCGACUUCUGCACUCUGGGAAUGUUCAUCCUAGAUGACAUUGACUUCGGUGGCUCAAGACCUGGAGUUAAGAACAUACUCGGUGGUGCAGCCUCAUUUGCGGUCGUGGGUGCCCGUUUGGUUUCAGGCUCCAAAUAUGCACAAUCCGUGAGCUGGAUCGUAGACGUUGGCUCUGAUUUCCCUCCCGAGACCCUAGAUGUGAUCAAAUCAUGGAACACAGACUGUCUCUUCCGGGAGGAUUUCAGCCGAUUGACUACCAGAGCCUGGAAUGGAUAUCAUCCAAACGAGAAACGAGACUUCAAAUACUUGACCCCCAAGUUGAGACUCGAGCCCGAGAUGCUAUCGGACACUCAGAUGUGGUCCAAGACAUUCCAUAUGGUCUGUUCUGCGUCCCGUUGUAUCUAUAUAGUCGAUUAUAUCUUACAGCGGCGAGAAGAGUUGCAAAAGGCGGGCAAAGCUCCGCCUGCGGUGGAUACUUCCAAGCGUCCCAUCUUUGUCUGGGAGCCAGUUCCUGACCUCUGCACCCCGGAGGAACAGGAGAAGUUCUUCGCUGCAAACCAUGUCGUGGAUGUCGUGAGUCCUAACCACAUGGAAAUCGGCAUGAUGUUUGAUCAGCCCGGUUGGAGCAAGGACAGUGACGAAAGUCAAAAGCUGGUCCACAAGAUUAUAGAUUCCGGCAUUGGUCAUGCUGGAAACGGUCUACUAGUUAUCAGGGCAGGAAAGGAUGGUAGCUACGCUUACUCCAAGACUAGUAAGAUCUGGCUCCCAGCAUAUCACCAACCUGAUGCUUCUGGUGCCACGCCUGUGCUUGACCCCACGGGCGCGGGCAACUCCUUCCUAGGUGCUCUAGCUCAGGGUAUGGUGACUACCGGUCGAGAGCCAUUUCAGGCUAUUGAGUCUGUUCUAUCGCAGUCCGAGACCUGGAAGAAGGCCCUUGACUCUUGGGGCAACUUCCCGCAACACCCCCUGGCACUUAUUUGCGCGACUGUCGCAGCAGGGUUCGUGGUGGAACAAAUUGGUGUGCCACAGAUCGAUGUCGAUGGAAACGAAAGGGAAUUGUGGAAUCAAACUGAAUUCACGGAACGGGUCCGCCUGUACACGCAGCGAUUAUUGAGGACACUUGAGGAGUCUCCUCGGAAACACCUAUUGACCGACUGA
This is a messenger RNA of Penicillium antarcticum, 1179 nucleotides long. RefSeq lists its product as uncharacterized. Bases 1 to 1179 code for a protein of 392 amino acids. The transcript has 3 exons. Lineage: Eukaryota; Fungi; Ascomycota; Eurotiomycetes; Eurotiales; Aspergillaceae. The record is from RefSeq and is a predicted model, not a curated record.